Messenger RNA from Rubroshorea leprosula, 1265 nucleotides. Lineage: Eukaryota; Viridiplantae; Streptophyta; Magnoliopsida; Malvales; Dipterocarpaceae. The record is from the annotation of a GenBank genome assembly.
UUUUCCUCCCCAUCUCUUCCACUCUCAGUUCGCCAAUCCAAAUCUCGCUGUCUCUCUCCUCCGCCGUCCGCCGCCCGCCGCUGCCUUCACCCCUAACCGACGCGUGUACGACUAGAUCAGAACUGCCUCGUUACGUUCAGCCAUUCAGCGCCCAGCCGUUAAAUCCGAUUCCAUUUCUUCAUUUUUCUAUCUAACAAUCAGUUUCUUCUUUUUAAAAAAUUAUUUUUUUUGCUAUUUAAUAGUAUUUUAUUUUUAUUUUAUUUUUUUGGGUUUUAUCCUUAUUUAACCUUUUUCUUAUUUCAAUACGGAACCACCAUCUGGACAUUUUUGCUCACCACUCGAUAAAGAUGAUUUGACACUUCUACCCAAAAAAGGGGAAAAAUCAAAUUUCUCAUUUGACAUCUCUGUCCCUCAAUUACCGUGCAAUUGACGGUCCUACCCUCUUUGUCUUCUUGCCAACGUGGCAAACUGUGGGCCCCUAAGAGAAAAAUGAGUCAUCAUCAUCGUUGGAUUAUGACACCUGGAGGUUCAAGAAAGCGAAAAGAAAGAGAGGCGUUUUAUUCCUACAACUGCAACCCGUCGGCUACAGCUCAGCCGCCGGCUACGAAAGCGGCUGCCGCGGCCCUUCCUGUUUGUUCUAAUCGGCUCCUAGCCGGGUACAUGGCGUACGAGUUCUUGACCAAGGGAACGCUGUUUGGUCAGAAGUAUGAUCCAGCCAGAGCGGGAAUGGUUCCACUAGCCGGCGUCGCGUCAGCCGAGUUGAGGAGGGUGAAGCCGGAAGCCACAGAGCCGAGCCCCAAGAAAGAGCACCAGAGUUACGCUGAGGUGGCCAAUAUUUUGAAGUCAAAGGAGGCCCACAUCCCUGGAAUUGUCAACCCUACCCAACUUGCCCGUUGGGUACAGAUGUGAAGUGGAUUCCACCAAACAGAAGUUGCAUCUGGAUAAUCGUCCGAAGGUGGUGAGUCUCAUGUUUAGAAGAAAACAGAAAGGAAUCCCUGAACAGAGAUUUUAUCUCUUGUUUCAUGAGAAUGUUAGUAUAUUAAUUGAUGUUUUGGCCUUUUUCUUUAAUGUGAAUGUUCUUGUUUCUUGAUUUUGCAUGAAGCAUGAGAUCGAUGUUGUUUUUGUGAAGGUUGAAGGGUAAACGUGCAUGCUUCCAUUCGUAAAAUUUCGAUCUUUUUUCUUGUUUGGUACGUAUAUUGUAUCUAUAUAUAUUUGUGUGAUGAAUUUGGGUUGUAUAAUGGUAAAUAGCUGUCUCUUAUUGUUCU